AUGGCUAAAAUUCCAGGCCCGAAAGAAUACUUCUUCAUCGGAAACUUCCUGUCAUUAUACGGAACACCAGAAAUAUUAUAUAAAAAUACACGAGCGUGGCACAAGACCUAUGGCCGUAUUUACAAAUUACAGGGUUUCAUGUUUCGUACGAUCCAUUUAAGUAACCCGGAUGAUGUUGAGAUCUUGCUUUCUUCAUCUCGCUAUAAUAACAAGGACAUGCCCUAUACGUUUUUCUACAACUGGCUUGGAGAUGGUCUCUUAAUCAGUAAUGGAGAAACAUGGCAACGUCAGCGAAAAUUGUUAACUCCAGCUUUCAAUUUCACCAUAUUGCAAAAGUUCUUCACCAACUUCUGCGAACACACUCAGGUUCUUUUAGACUCUUUAAAGAUUGAAGUCGGUAAAACUAAAACAGACCUCACACCACUUAUGCGUAAACUGGACGUAGUUACACGAUAG
Messenger RNA from Arctia plantaginis, 456 nucleotides. The record is from the annotation of a GenBank genome assembly. NCBI's taxonomy places the organism in Eukaryota, Metazoa, Arthropoda, Insecta, Lepidoptera, Erebidae.